Molecule: messenger RNA, 1038 nt
Organism: Orussus abietinus
Lineage: Eukaryota; Metazoa; Arthropoda; Insecta; Hymenoptera; Orussidae
Exons: 4
Coding region: 1-498 (165 amino acids)
Source: RefSeq, a predicted model, not a curated record
AUGGCGGUCGUAAUCCAGAGUCGCGGAGUGGUGGGGUGUGGUGGGGGAGGAAGGCGCAGCGCCGUGCCUAGGGGAAUCCGGACCCAAGCUCGAGGUGGGAAACCUGCCCCUAGACCGGUCCGACGACCCUGGCGAAAGGCAUCCAUCAACCCCGCUCAAAGAUUAAAAAGCGGAGUUGUCGACUCGUCGACGGGAUUAUCGACUGACAUGCGUAGACACGCUCCUGAAAUUCGAAAGAGGGGCGCGACCGAUGCCGCAUGCACCGCAUGCACCGAGGUUUCCUCUGGUUUUCUCGCGCCCCGACCGGUGGAAGAAACGCGUCGGCCGAAGACUUCCCAUGGGGGAAAUAUACGUACAAAGGCAAGACAUUUCCUGUUUCACGCGGAACGAGCCAGCAAACAGUCUUCCUUUGAGGUUAAUUGCGCCCAUCCGAGCUUGGCAGCAACGGUGCCUCCGCUAAUUAUUACUACUGGGACCUUCUAUGAAUCGCACGGGUGAAGAGCUAACGGGACAGAAGACCGACUCGAUACCGAGUGCAAUUGCAAGGACUUUGCAGGAACUCCCGGCGAAUAAAGGCAGAGCUUUUCCUACACAAGGAAAAUCUUAAAAGCCAAGGUAAUAAACGGAGUAUCUUGGCAUUUGCAAUUAUGAAUCCUGACCUCCUUACAUCCGAUAUCUACUUCCAAAUUAACACAAGCAUGCUAAUAAGUAAUUAAGCAUAUGUAUACCAUUAAAGUGAAAUAAGAGGAACAAAUGUCACCUUUAUCUCGAUUUCAAAAGACGUUCCCAAAAAUGGCCGAAACAAAAACAUUACGUCAGGAGGGAACGCAAGGCCAGUGCUGGCAUAAACUUAACGUAGCGGUUGAAUAUUUCGCGGAGGGUUGUAUUUCGUCGGCAGAUGCACUUGGCGUCAAUCGAUAGUCGUUUUAUCACCCCUCGAGAAAGCCGUUGCGCCUCGAACGUGUCCAACAACGUGCGCGCCCUUCGACGUUUCGCCGCGUCGGCAAAAUCGAUCGGCCUGAAGACGCUUAGCCUUAA